UUUUCUAUCACUUGGAGAUCAGGAUGAAUACUCUCCUUGUGAAGCAGAGAUAAUAUUACCCAACUAAUUGCUAACAUUCUUCUUAAUUCUCUGCCAGCAGAGUAUUUCUGAUCACAACUGAAUGUACCCUCUGCAAUAGAGAUUAGAAGAUGGCUCUCAUCAAAUUUUUCACACAACUGAUCCAUGGGAAAGCACAUAAGCUGUGUUUUCAAAUGACUUAACUAUUCCUACCAUUGUAAUGAAAUGCGACCUUGAGAAACUUUUUGACAUUUUAAAAUUUGACCUUCUUUGUCAUCCUUAAAUAUUACCAGAUGUAGAUGAACAGAUGUAUUUUUGACUGUAUUUUUGAGAAUCAUGAAAAACCAGAGCUUUGUCACUGAGUUUUUACUCCUGGGACUUUCACAGAAUCCAAAAGUUCAGAAAAUAGUAUUUGUUGUGUUUUUGUUUGUCUACAUUGCAACCGUUGGGGGCAACAUGAUAAUUGUUGUUACCAUUAUAUAUAGUCGUGCACUUCUGGGCUCCCCCAUGUACUUCUUCCUGGCAUUCCUGUCCUUUCUGGAUGCAUGCGUUUCCUCUGUCAUCACACCAAAGAUAACUGUGGACUUGCUUUAUGAAAGGAGAAUCAUUUCUUUUGAAGGUUGCAUGGCACAAGUCUUUGCUGUGCACUUCUUUACUGGGGUAGAGGUGAUUGUCUUGAUAUCCAUGGCCUAUGACCGCUUUGUGGCCAUUUGCAAGCCUUUGUACUACUCUUCCAUCAUGAACAGGAGGCUCUGUGGAAGUCUGGUGGGGAUGGCCUGGACAGGGGGCUUCUUGCAUUCUACCAUACAAAUUAUCUUCAUUUUGCGCCUGCCCUUUUGUGGCCCCAAUGUCAUUGACCAUUUCUUGUGUGACUUGUUCCCAUUACUGCAGCUUGCUUGCACUGACACGCACAUUUUUGCCAUUUUGGUGUUUGCUAACAGUGGAUCCUUCUGUAUCAUUAUUUUUUCCUUGUUGCUCGUUUCCUACGGUGUCAUCUUGUUCUCGUUGAGAACCCACAGUUCUGAAGGAAGACGUAAAGCUCUUUCUACCUGUGGGUCCCACAUUACUGUGGUAGUUUUGUUCUUUGUGCCAUGUAUAAUAAUAUAUGCAAGGCCCACAUCUGCCUUUUUCUCUGAAAAAAACAUGUUUUUAUUUGCUACCAUCCUGACACCAUUGCUAAAUCCUAUGAUUUACACUUUCAGGAAUAAGGAAAUGAAGAAUUCCAUAAAGAAAAUGUGGAAAGGAUUGAUAUUGGAUUAUAGUAUAUCUUAA
Mastomys coucha (southern multimammate mouse) is the source of this 1290-nucleotide messenger RNA. Its product is annotated as olfactory receptor 4C15-like. Gene Ontology annotation, cellular component: membrane. The transcript is spliced from 3 exons. The record is from RefSeq and is a predicted model, not a curated record. Gene Ontology annotation, biological process: G protein-coupled receptor signaling pathway. Gene Ontology annotation, molecular function: olfactory receptor activity; G protein-coupled receptor activity. Bases 355 to 1290 code for a protein of 311 amino acids. Lineage: Eukaryota; Metazoa; Chordata; Mammalia; Rodentia; Muridae.